GGCACUUUCCUCCCGAGUUGCCGCGCAAGUUCGCCACUGGCCGGCGGCGGCAGGAGCGCACGGAGCUUCCCCUGCCCUCGGCCGGCCCGGCUCCGAGUGCAUGGGCGCGGGCCGGGCGGGCCCUGGGGGCUGAGCGGCCGCGCCGCCUCCGCGCCCCGCGCCCCGCGCCCCGCGCCAUGGAGGGCGGCGAGCCCCGCGCGCGGCCCGAGCGCCUGGCCGAGGCCGACGCGCGGGCGGCCGACGGCGGGCGCUUGGUGGAGGUGCAGCUGAGCGGCGGCGCCCCGUGGGGCUUCACCCUGAAGGGCGGCCGCGAGCACGGCGAGCCGCUCGUCAUCACCAAGAUUGAAGAAGGAAGUAAAGCUGCAGCAGUGGACAAGUUACUGGCCGGGGACGAGAUCGUCGGCAUCAACGACAUUGGUCUCUCAGGGUUUCGACAGGAGGCGAUUUGCUGGGCGAAGGGCUCUCAUAAAACCCUGAAGCUGGUGGUGAAAAGGAAGGGUGAGCUGAGCUGGAGGCCGCACUCCUGGCAUGCCACCAAGUUCGCCGAGGGCCGCCCCGACGCGACAGCGGCCCCGGGCCCCUCCGCCAGCGCCUGCGCUUCCUGGCACGGCCGGCACCACGCAAGUUCUUCCUCACAUGACCUGUCGGGCGCGUGGGAGCCCACGAACCUGCAGCGGUCCUCUGACCAGUACAGCUCCCUGGGGAGCGUGGACAGCCUGGACCAGCCGCCCCAGCCCUCCCCCUCCGGACGCCUCUCCGCCGCCAGGUCCAACGGCAGCAUCGAGCGCCUGGGCGGCCAGAGCAAGCGGGACUCGGCCUACGGCUCGCUCUGCACCGGCGCCAGCACGCCCGAGCACAGCCUGCCCAGGGCUGACGCGUCCUCUGCAGAGAACAUCGUCUACAAAGUGGCCCUGUGGGAGGCCUCCGGGGCGGGCGGCCGGCAGGGCCAGGCCGCCAGUGACCCUCAGGGCCUGCAGGAGAGGCUCGGGUCCUUCCCGCCCCAGGCCCCUCGCGACAGCAGCAAAAGCCCCAGGCCAGAGGACAGUUCUGAGGCCAGGCCGGCCACUGCCGGCAGAACGAAUUUUGGGCCGGUCUGGUAUGUGCCCGAUAAGAAAAGAGCACCUUCGUCCCCUCCGCCGCCGCCUCCCCCUCUCCGCAGUGACAGCUUCGCCGCCACCAAGAGCCACGACAAGGCCCAGGGCCCUGCGCUGUCAGAGGGGGCCAGCGGGCAGCACUUUCCAGGCCUGCCCGGGGCGCAGCCCCACAUUGACUGGAGGCCAGAGCCCGCCGACCAGCACUGGCAGCCGCCGUGGGCCGGCAGCGGGAAGGGAGCCAGGAGCUCGGGCUGUGCGCCCCAGGUGCCCCGGGACUGCUCGGUGCCCACCUGUGACCACAGGCCGGGCAGCCCCCCGGGGGCCCCUGGCCGGCUGCAUGCGUCUCUGUCCAGCACGGACGUGCGGUUCCCGCAGGCUUCCUGUGGCUGCCUGCACCCGCGCCAGUACAGUGACGGGAGUCCCUUCUGUCACCACGGCCCCAGGGCCGCCACGUCGCUGAGGGAGCAGCACCUUGUGGCCGUCCCUGGCAGCCCUCAGGAACCUUCCGGAGACCGUCUCCAGGACGACGGCCCCACUCCAGUCAGGUGGCCCGGUGCGACCGAGCCGAAGGGGGACAGUGGUGGGCAGAGCCGCUACCACUGUGUGACCAGCAGACAGUGCCCGCAGGGAAGCGCCCAGGCGGCACAGCCCCGCGAGGAGUCCUGGCGUCCCGACGCGGCCGCGGGCGCCCGCGAAUUCCCCCCCGCGCCCCCGACGGGCCCCAGGCCCCGCAGUCACCUCCGCCAGCAGGAGGCGGCCGCGGAGCCCCGUGAGACAGACCGCGCGGCCGAGGGCCGCCCCGCGGGAGGCGAGGAGCCCCAGGGAGCCGGUGGCAAGGGAGCGGCCGACGGCCUCGCGCGCGCCCAGGGAGACGGCUCCCCGCGCAAGGCGCCGCCGCCGCUCUCGCUGGCCCGGGAGGGGGCGCGCCGGCCCGACGACGGCCAGGCGGCCGCUGCGGAAAGGCCGCCCCCGUUCGACGGCCAGGCGGGCAGGGCCACACGGAGAAGCGACCGCUUCGCCACCACCCUGAGGAACGAGGUCCAGAUGCGCCGCGCCAACCUGCAGAAGAGCAGAAGCACGGCGGCGCUGCCUGGAGGCGGCGACGAGGUGCGGGAGGCCGGCCCCGGCGCCCCCCCGGAAGGGCCCUUCCCGGGCACCUAUAAAGACCACCUGAAGGAGGCCCAGGCCCGGGUCCUGAGGGCCACGUCCUUUAAGCGCCGUGACUUGGAGCCCGGCCCGGCCGAUCGUUUCGCGGCGCCGGCAGAGCGGCGGGCGGAGGAGCACGUCGCCCAUCCGGGGGCCGAGGAGCACAGUGCGCAUCAGGCCGCCGCACCCCACUUCUGGGAGGGGGGGCUGCCCCAGCCGCCCCCGCCGGGAGGGGCCCUGCUGCUCGUGCCGCGCAUCGGGGGCCGGAAACGGUUCACGGUGCAGCAGAAGCUGAAAUCGUACUCCGAACCCGAGAAAAUGAACGAGGUGGGGCUCGCAGGCCCUGAUCGCCGCGACCAGCACCCCGGGGCGUCCGAGGACACCGUGGGCACGUUCGCCGACAGGUGCAAGUUUUUUGAGGAAAGCGGCAGACCCGUCCCCCAGAGACCUGGGCAGAGGCAAGCGCUCUGCGCGCUCCGGAAAGAGAGGCUGGAGCGGCCCCGGACGGCGGGCCACGGGUGUGAGGGUGCAGAGCCUUGGGUCCAGGACAGGGCCCACACGACCUCCCUUGGAGAGAACGCCAGCGGUCACGGAAGAGCGGCGAGCACGGGAAAGCCAGAACCACCUCAGAGACUUGGAACCUUUGCCGAGUAUCAAGCCUCUUGGAGGGAGCAGAGGAAAGCUCUAGAGGCCAGGCGUUCUGGGCGGUAUCACUCAGCGGAUGACAUCUUGGACGCAGGUCUGGAUCAACAGGAGAGGCCGCCGUGCGUGCAUGGAAGGUCGCGCUCCUCGCCGUCCACAGACUUCUACAAACAGGAAGCUGCCAUCGGAACACGACAGCCAGCGGGGGACGCUGGUGCGCACAGAGAGCCGUCCUCCACCGUCUGGGCCGAGGAGGGACGCCCUAGUCCGAGACAAGCGGAUGUGCAGCGGCCAGCAGGCGGAGCGGCAGGACAGCGGGACUCCCCGAAGCCGGCCGCCUCUCCGUCCCCCGCCCGGGAGGCGCGCAGCCGAGCGGGGACCCUCCCUCGAGACUACAGAUACGCUGAGGGGGCGCCGGACGCGCCGUCGGGGCCGCACGCCCGAGGCCCGGAGCCCGGGACCCUGAGCCCCGCGCCCGGCGCCCCGCGCCCAGCCCCUCGGAGGCCACCGCCCCCGCCACCCCCGCGUGAGCCCGGGCAGCCGGGGGGUCCCCGCGGGCCCCCGCCGUCCUCCGGGGCCCCCGCCGAGCAGCCCGGCCGCCAUGUAGACGAGCCCCCCGCCCCGCCGAGGCGCGAGGCCCCGCUCCCAUCGGCGCUCCGGCCCCCGCACGCCCCCACCAUGGAGACGUCCCGCUCCCCUUCUCCUCAGUUCGCCCCACAGAAGCUGACCGACCGACCUCCGCUGCCCGUCCAGGACGAGAACGCCACCAGAAUCGAGCGGGUGAUGGACAACAACACCACGGUGAAGAUGGUGCCCGUCAAGAUCGUGCACUCGGAGAGCCAGCCGGACAAGGAGAGCCGCCAGGGCCCGGCCCGCGCCACCGAGCCGCCCGCGCUGCCCAGCGGGCUGGAGAAGGACCACAUCAAGAGUCUCAGCACGUCGGAGCAGUUCUACUCCCGCUUCUGCGUGUACAGCCGCCAGGGUGCCGAGCCGCCGCCCCCGGCCCCCGCCGCCAAGGACGCUGGGGCCUCUCCGUGCGGACUCAGCUACGUGAAGACCACGGAGAAGACGGCCGAGGACCUGAAGUCGGAAGAGCUGGCCCGGGAGAUCGUGGGGAAGGAUAAGUCUCUGGCCGACAUCCUGGACCCCGGCGUGAAGAUCAGAACCACCAUGGACCUGAUGGAGGGCAUCUUCCCCAAAGACGAGCACCUCCUGGAGGAAGCCCAGCAGCGGAGGAAGCUGCUCCCCAGAAUCCCGUCCCCUGGGACCGCCGAGGAGAAGAAAGAGGAGCCGAGCGUGCCGGCAGCCAUGUCCCUUGCCACCAACUCUACGUACUACAGCACAUCGGUCCCCAAGGCGGAGCUGCUGAUUAAGAUGAAGGAUCUGCAGGAGGCGCAGGAGCCAGAGGAGUAUUCGGGGAGCGACUUGGACCACAACCUGGCAGUGAAGAAGCAGGAGCUCAUCGAGAGCAUCAGUCGCAAGCUGCAGGUGCUCCGCGAAGCCCGGGAGAGCCUCCUGGAGGACAUCCGCGCCAACAGCGCCCUGGGGGACGAGGUGGACGCCAUCGCCAAAGACGUCUGCAAACCCAACGAGUUUGACAAGUUCCGGAUGUUCAUUGGGGACCUGGACAAAGUAGUGAACCUUCUGCUGUCGCUGUCGGGCCGGCUGGCGCGGGUGGAAAACGCCCUCAAUAACUUGGAUGACACUACUCCUCCUGGCGAUCGGCAGUCGCUGCUCGAGAAGCAGCGGGUCCUCACCCAGCAGCACGAAGACGCCAAGGAACUGAAGGAGAACCUGGACCGCCGGGAACGCGUCGUGUUCGACAUCCUGGCCGGCUACCUCAGCGAGGAGGGCCUGGCCGACUACACGCACUUCGUGAAGAUGAAGUCCGCCCUCAUCAUUGAGCAGCGCGAGCUGGAAGACAAGAUCCGCCUGGGCGAAGAGCAGCUCAAGUGCCUGUGGGACAGCCUGCAGCCCGAGAGGGGCAAAUAGGUGACCCUCCGGGCUCCGAUCCGGGCGCAUGCCCAGACCCCAGCCUGUAUUUAUACCCGCGGCGCGCGUCCUCCAGGGGCGAGAUGGCUGCUUUAGAGAAGCAAUAACCUCCAUGUGUGUUUGCGAGGAUUUAUUUAAUGUUUGUCAGCCUCCCUUUGAACGCUGAGCAGAAAGUCUCCCCGUCAGCCAUUUUGCUUUGCAGGUUCCCACACGUGGCCCCAGCCUCCGGGGGGUGGUGGGAGCUCACAGUGUAGACUGUGGGCUCCACUCGUAUAGUGCAUGCAAGUGGUCCUUCUCACUGGUAGGUGUGCCCUUCCUCCCGUCUUCACAUCCUGAACCACCCCCCCGGGAGGCAGCCCGAGUGAGUCUCGAAGGUGCGUGAGAGGGGAGACCCUGGCUCCCAUCUUGCCUGCGAUUCCCGCGGGGCUUGGGCUGCCCCGAUGUACCCCGUUCGUCCACUGGUGUGGACCCUUCCUCGUCCCUCGUUCAUGGUCUCCCAGCAAAAACCACGAUGGUGUGAUGAUGAUUUAUUAACAUUUUGGAAAGGGGAAUGGUUUCCAAGUGGCUAAAAACCCACUGUGAAAUGAACGACUCAUGCGCCCUGAAAUCGCCACGUAAAGAAAUAGCGUGCGUGCUUCAAACACUCACAUAACACGGGAGCUUAGUCCUGACAUCACAGUCGGAGUGAUCCUUCCCUGCAAAUGAAAUUCCUUGGGUAAUAGUGUGUCCAGUAGUAGUAACAUGCUCGGUAGAUAUUUGUUUCAUGGGACCAACAGCGUAUUUCUGAAAAUUUUUCCAUAACACUUAUUUUGUGUGCAUAUGGUUGUUAGUGACACUGGGCUGCAUUUCUCUCUUUGAAUAAAGCACCAUGCAACAGGGUUACUUCCCGUUUACUUGUAAGAACCUUUGCUCUGCUUUCUCAGAGGCCUCGUGGACUGCGACAGCUCCCAAACCCGAUCUUUCCCGCCGCAGAGUUUUAGAUUCCAUGCCCUUUUUAUUAGUGGAAAUUGCAAGCUUCUCACGAGAGCCUGUUCGCUAAAAAAAAAACCCCGUCGUGCUGUCAGUUACCAGUGGACAAGCCACAGACUGGGUGGAGAGAUGUGCGCCUCACGUAUCUGACAAAGGAUCUGUAUCUGGAACGUAUAAAGAACUUCCAGAAGGCAACCAUGAGAGAACCAACGGCCGGUUAGUACGCAGGCCAGAAGCAUAACUUGGUGGUACACCAAUGAAGAUGUGUGCUGGGAAGAUGUUCAGCCACCAGUGGCUUGGUUGUAUACUCCAUUUAACCUACACCGAUGCCACCUCCACAGGCGCUCGUCAGAUUAAACGCAUGGUAAAUGGCAGGACAGCCCUUUGGACGAUGUCACGUUGAAGUGAUGUUCAGACAUUCGUUUGAUCGAGGGAUCAUUUGGAUCCUUGUUUCCCCAUUCCCAUAAAAGUUUUCCAACAGGUGGGGGGCACGACUCUCUGUCCAUGGGGACCGCUGCCUUACCAGAACGCAUGUGCACACAAAUGUCUUAACGGACCGACAUCUGUACUUGAUGAGCCAGCCUGGGGGAGCAGGACCCCUGAGCCACAGCCCUGACAUCUCUCCACCCCACGGGGGGGCCAAACUGGCACACUUCAGGAACGCACGCAAUAAACCCUCUUUUUGGCAACCCACUCAUGCCGGAAAGGUCAAUGCCCUUCCAGAAGUUUCCAUUCCUGUUAAAUUAAGCUAUUUCUGACUUGAAAAAACAACAACAAAACCCAUCCUGCCAAUGGAGUGUCCUCCCUCCGUCCUGGUGGGGUCCCUUCCUGUGAAAACUGGUCACUUCAGAGGAGGCGAAGCCAGCCAUCCACGGACCUCCGUCAUUCUCCCGCAGGGAGACAAACACAGUAAUUUCAGUGUGUUUUGCUUUUAAUUUAGACAAAGCGUGUAUCUGUGAGUCUUUCCCUUCGAAUACAGUAUUGUGGGUCAUUUUGGUGAUAUAUCUGUAAAAUGUGAAUAACAGAAGGUAUGUGUCUAUACCCAAGCUCUUUAGGUCUUUGGAAGACUUUCUCUUAUACAUAGCAAUAUACAUUCCUCUGUCACCUUGCAGCAAAGCACAUGUAACUACUGUCCUGGGCAUCCCCCUGUUUGCUCCCUCAACGUCUAGUUAGCAGGGACCCAAAGAUCCCGUGAGUCAGUGUACAUAUCUUUGUGUAUAGCUGUGUCAUUGCAUACAGCCACAACCUGGUGCUAAUGUUUUCCCCGCAGCACUCUUCGGUGGCGGCCGAUUCCUCCCCCUCUGACAGUACGGCUGUGGGAUGCUCUGUAUAGCGAGAUUUCAGUCAGGGGCGUUGCGUGUGGCUUUUAUCCUGCAGUCCCGCGUGGAAGAUGUGGACCUACUUCAUGCUCAACACUUACCAUGUACUUCUCGUCUUGUCGUCCUGCUUGACUUUAACAGAAUAAAUCGUGUCUUUGAGUGAACGGA
Messenger RNA from Hyaena hyaena (striped hyena), 7330 nucleotides. It is a transcript of the gene SHROOM2, whose product is annotated as shroom family member 2. The record is from RefSeq and is a predicted model, not a curated record. NCBI's taxonomy places the organism in Eukaryota, Metazoa, Chordata, Mammalia, Carnivora, Hyaenidae. The coding region runs from base 177 to 4874 and encodes 1565 amino acids. Gene Ontology annotation, cellular component: apical plasma membrane; cortical actin cytoskeleton; adherens junction. Gene Ontology annotation, molecular function: actin filament binding. Gene Ontology annotation, biological process: actin filament organization. The transcript is spliced from 10 exons.